AUGGCGGCUGCGGCUGACGAGAAGCAGGGUGAUCGUCUAAAUCGACUGAAACAACUGCAGAUUAAGAUUGACGAGGCAAAGAAGGCUAACCAUAUCCAGGUGGUUGAAGAGGACAGGCGCAAGCACCUGCCCUCUAAUUGGGAAGCAAAGCAAGCGAGAAUGCGUUGGGAAGAGGAGGAGGAUGCAUUUCGGACGGAAUGUGCCAGGAAAGGCGUUGAUGUAGAUAGAGCUAAGAAUCUGAACAUUUCUGCAGAACUUGUUAAUCGUCUGGAAUUGCGGAAGAGGCGUAAAAGGCCUCACCUCAGCGUUGAUGACGAAGCAGGGGAUGUUGCUGGUUUUACAUCAUAUGCAGACGCUUCACAUAAGAAGUAUCUUAAGCAAACCAAGGCCCUCAAGCCGGAUUUGGUGGCUUAUCAGAAACAGAAGGAAAGACUCUGGACUAACCGGCGUUUCCGCCAAUCUCACAUUGACAGGGGUGAUUUAGUCUAUCCAACGGCACACACUAUUGGUCUGGUGGAGGCAAUACAGACAGGGACUGAAAGCAGUCGAGAGGCAGUGGAGAGGAUGGUCAAUACGCUGAAGGAGCAGGAGAAGAAGAAGGCUGUUUACAGUCGCCGUCGCGCCUUUGACCCAGAUGCCGAUAUUGACUACAUCAACGAGCGUAACAAGCGCUAUAACGAGCUCCUCGAUCGCCACUACGGAAAGUACACUGCGGAAAUUAAGCAGAAUUUGGAACGAGGCACUGCUCUAUAG
Hydatigera taeniaeformis is the source of this 753-nucleotide messenger RNA. The record is from the annotation of a GenBank genome assembly. Lineage: Eukaryota; Metazoa; Platyhelminthes; Cestoda; Cyclophyllidea; Taeniidae.